UACUGUGACGAGGCAGGCAAAACGAUCCGCCACGUAGUGCUAUGUGUUCAAAGCUAAUAAGGCUGGACUCUUCGUGUGCCACUUGGCCCCUAAUUUAUUGUCUAUUCAUCCUUAAAUAAUUUGCCAAACUCUAGACUUACAUUUUAUUGGGUGUUAAAAAGACCUAUCUUCAUUGUAACAACAUAUUGUAAAUUGUGAAGUGAAAUUAGCUUAAGUUUUAGAAGUUAGGAGGAGCAUUCAACUAUGGGUGCCUAUAAUCAGUUUCUCUACUUUUGCAAUAUCUCGCGCAUCAAAUUACUCGCGCGCCCGCGCCAGCCCUUUUUUCUUAACACUAUACGGAGAUAUAGCAAGGAAAAUUAUGAUCAUCAUGCAGAAGAGAAAGCACCAACCACAGCUGAAGAAUUCACAAGAGUUGCUGAAGAAAUGGCUGAGGAAAAACAACAUCAAGGCUUUAGCAGCCAAACAGUGGACAAAGCACAAGAUGCCAUAAAAGAGGCUACAGCCACAACUGAUUCUACUUUUGAAUCUGUCAAGACUGGAAAAGAUAAUUUUCAUAAGAAUGGUGAUGAUGACUCUAAUGAUCUACUUAAAAGUAAUCCACAAAACCAAAUCAGUAGUUAAAUAUCAGAGUUUGUUUUUUUUUUAAAAAAAAAUUGAAAUUAGAGUUGUAAUUAACGUGGUGGUGCAAUUUUUUUAUUUUUUUUUGGGGGGGGGGGUCUAAAUAAUUAAUAG
Messenger RNA from Solanum lycopersicum (tomato), 732 nucleotides. NCBI's taxonomy places the organism in Eukaryota, Viridiplantae, Streptophyta, Magnoliopsida, Solanales, Solanaceae. The record is from RefSeq and is a predicted model, not a curated record.